CGGUCUCACUGGCGCUCGUAUCGGCUUGGAGGACCCGGAAGUCGCGUCUCUUUCUCCUUCCCUUCUAAGCCGGCGGUAAGAUGGCGGCAACCGCGGACUGUGAUGUGAUGAUGGCGUCCGUAGAACCGGAGAGGAGUGCGGAGGAGCGGGAUCGGGAAGCUGAAGCUUGCAAAGAGAAGGGGAAUGCAUUCUAUGCACAGAAGGACUACAACGAAGCUUACAACUACUACACUAAGGCCAUUGAUUGCUCAAGCAAAAAUGCCAGUUACUAUGGUAACCGAGCGGCUACCCUGAUGAUGCUUGGGAAGUUCCGGGAGGGGCUGGAAGAUGCUCAGCAAGCCGUCCGGCUUGAUGACGCCUUUGUGAAGGGUCAUCAACGAGAAGGGAAGUGUCACUUAUCUCUGGGAAAUGCUAUGGCUGCUACACGCUGUUUCCAGAAGGUGUUAGAACUGGAGCCAAACAACGAACCAACGCGGCAGGAGUUGAAGAACGCGGCAGCUGUCUUAGAGUAUGAAAGGAUUGGAGAAGCUGACUUUGACAAACGGGAUUUCAGGAAGGUUGUGUUCUGCAUGGACCGAGCCUUAGAGUUGGCCCCUGCCUGCCACCGCUUCAAAAUCCUCAAAGCAGAAUGCCUGGCGCUUCUUGGCCGCUACCCGGAUGCUCAGUCUGUUGCUAGCGACAUCUUACGGAUGGACUCCACGAAUGCUGAUGCGCUUUACGUGCGGGGUCUCUGUCUAUACUAUGAAGACUGCAUCGAGAAGGCCGUACAGUUUUUUGUGCAGGCUUUGAAAAUGUUCCCCGAUCACCAGAAAGCGCGACUAGCCUGCAGGAAUGCCAAGGCCUUAAAAGCCAAGAAGGAAGAAGGCAACCAGGCAUUUAAAGAAGGAAACUACGAACUGGCCUACAGACUUUACUCAGAAGCGCUUAGCAUAGACCCCAACAAUAUCAAAACGAACGCCAAACUAUACUGUAAUCGUGGCACUGUCAAUGCAAAGCUUAAGAAACUGGACGAGGCCAUAGAGGAUUGUACGAAUGCAGUAAAACUGGAUGAAACCUACAUUAAGGCGUAUUUACGGAGGGCACAAUGUUAUACAGACACAGAACAGUAUGAAGAAGCAGUUAGGGAUUAUGAGAAGGUUUACCAAACAGAAAAUACAAAAGAACACAAGCAGUUCCUCAAGAACGCACAGCUGGAGUUAAAGAAGAGCAAGCGGAAAGAUUACUACAAGAUUCUAGGGGUAGACAAGAACGCGUCAGAAGAUGAAAUCAAGAAAGCGUACAGAAAACGAGCGCUCAUGCAUCAUCCAGACAGACACAGUGCUGCAACUACAGAAAUUCAGAAGGAGGAAGAGAAGAAAUUUAAAGAAGUUGGUGAGGCCUUUACAAUCUUGUCUGAUCCGAAGAAGAAAGCUCGCUAUGAUAGUGGGCAGGACCUGGAGGAGGAUGGCAUGAACAUGGGAGAUUUCGAUGCCAACAAUAUAUUUAAGGCAUUCUUCAGUAGUCCUGGAGGAUUCAGCUUUGAAGCGUCCGGACCUGGAAACUUCUUCUUCCAGUUUGGUUAGCACGCCCAUGUCCCUCCGCUCUCCCAAACUCCUUGUUAUCCCACCUGCUCCUCCCCCAUCUCCCUUCUCUGUUCAAGUGUUUUAACCCGGAAUAAGGACGUUAUUUAAUCGGACUUCUCGCCAUCAGCAGCUUCAUUAUGUCUCUGUUUAUUAGAGAAGUGUUUUUUUUUUAAUUAAUAUUAUUUUGACACCAUCUCGGUUUACAUACCUCUUUGCGUGUGCUUCUGUGUGACGGAAAUCCUAAACGGGGAUCUAAUAAAAUGUAAGAGCCCGAGGAGACCCGAGUAUAAGGGCUCAUGCACACAAAAGUA
Molecule: messenger RNA, 1873 nt
Organism: Bufo gargarizans (Asiatic toad)
Lineage: Eukaryota; Metazoa; Chordata; Amphibia; Anura; Bufonidae
Gene: DNAJC7
Product: DnaJ heat shock protein family (Hsp40) member C7
Exons: 14
Coding region: 81-1562 (493 amino acids)
Molecular function (GO): protein binding
Source: RefSeq, a predicted model, not a curated record